AUGAACCCCGCCACGCUGUCAUCGGUUGGCUUCGAUUUCGGAGCCUCUGGCAGUCAACCGGAGGCUAAUGAUCACUUACAGCGGUUGGCUGCCAUGACCCAAGGAGUAGGCAAAGACGAUCACGAUCAAACAGCAGCUCCAUCCACUGAUGCUGCCCUUUAUACAGGGGCAGCUGCUUAUAUGCCCGGUUACGCUGGUUGGCCUAACUACUACCAGCAGUUCGGUCAACCGUUAGCCCCUGCCACAUUUUCUGCAUGGCCACCACAAUGUUACGCAGCUCCACACUGGCCCAACUAUGCGGCGUCGAAGAAAGGCAGACAGACGUAUCAGCGGUACCAGACUAGUGUGCUCGAGCAAAAGUUCCAACAGUCGAGCUAUGUGAGCAAGAAGCAGCGCGAAGAGUUGCGACUGCAGACGAACCUUACUGACCGCCAGAUCAAGAUCUGGUUCCAGAAUAGGAGGAUGAAGGCAAAGAAGGAAAAGCAACGGAUAGACGACCACGGCGAGCAUGCACCGCUGCUACCCGCCAACCCUCCAAAAACCCUGCUAGACGACGACGACAAGAAAUGGCAUAUGGGUGGUGUUACGGACGCGUGCAAGAAACGAGGACGGCAGACUUAUACGAGGCAGCAAACGCUAGAACUCGAGAAGGAGUUCCACUACAAUAAGUACCUCACUAGAAGACGACGGAUUGAGUUAAACCGAAGUCUGGGUCUGUCUGAGCGCCAAAUAAAGAUCUGGUUUCAAAAUCGGCGAAUGAAGCAAAAGAAGGAAAGUAAAUCGCAAAUUGAACAUCGUAGCGAAUGUGGAUAG
Angiostrongylus costaricensis is the source of this 813-nucleotide messenger RNA. The record is from the annotation of a GenBank genome assembly. NCBI's taxonomy places the organism in Eukaryota, Metazoa, Nematoda, Chromadorea, Rhabditida, Metastrongylidae.